CUCGAGGCGCAGGGGGCGGGGCGGGGCGCACCCACUGCCCCGGCGGGGGGUCUCGCGGGCGCACGCGCCGCAGUCGCGCCGGGCGGAGGGCGGAGAGGGUGGGUGUGCUCCAGGCGCGCUCCGCCGCCGCUGCAGCCUGCUCCUCCGCCCGCGCCGCCUGCUCCCGGCUCUCCGCCCCAGAACGCCGGCUUCCAAGCGGCCAUGGGCGGCGAGGGGCCAGAGGUGUAGUCCGCCAGCCCUGGACCCGCGUCCCACACCCUGACGGUCCCGUUCACAGAGCCAUGGGGGUGUUGAUGUCCAAGCGGCAGACAGUGGAGCAGGUGCAGAAGGUGAGCCUGGCUGUGUCUGCCUUCAAGGAUGGGCUACGGGACAGGCCUUCCAUCCGACGCACAGGUGAGCUUCCAGGGUCCCAUGGCACUGUAGAGGGCUCGGUGCAGGAGGUGCAGGAGGAGAAAGAAGCGGAGGCAAGCACCCCAGUGCUCCAAGAAGAGAGCAGCAUCAACCGUGCAGCCUGGGAGAGGCUCCGUGAUGGGCGUGGAGUAGAGCCUGAGGAGUUUGACAGGAACAGCCGUUUCACACCCCCUGCCUUCAUCCGCCCCACCCGGAAGCUGGAUGAUGACAAGCCUCCAGAUAUUUGCUUGGAGCCCAGAGAGCCUGUUGUCAACGAUGAGAUGUGUGAUGUCUGUGAGGUCUGGACCGCCGAGAGCCUCUUCCCAUGCAGGGUCUGCAGCAGUUUUCACGAUGGCUGCCUGCGUCGCAUGGGCUACAUCCAAGGAGACGGUGCAGCAGAGGUGACCGAGAUGGCACACACGGAAACAGGCUGGAGCUGCCACUACUGUGAUAACCUCAACUUGCUGCUAACUGAGGAGGAAAUGUACAGCACCGAGACCUUUCAGCAGUGUAAAGUCAUCCCUGAUUGCUCCCUGACAUGGGAGGACUUCCUGCGCUACCGCCACCAAGCAGCAAAGCGGGGGGACAGUGACAGGACUCUAAGCCAGGAGCAAGAGGAGCAGGCAGCCCGCCAGUUUGCAGCCCUGGACCCUGACCAUCGAGGACACAUAGAGUGGCCUGACUUCUUGUCCCAUGAGUCCCUCCUACUCCUGCAGCAGUUGCGUCCCCAGAACUCUCUUUUAAGACUUCUGACAGUCAAGGAGCGGGAGCGAGCCCGAGCCACCUUCCUGGCGUGGGGCCACGGGAGCACCAUUAGUGAGGCGGAGUGCCGCCACGCACGGCACUCGUGGUUCUGCAAACACCUCCCGGAGGCUCCUUCCUCCAGUGUCAGCAUCAGUCAUGUGGGUCCCAUAGCAGACAGCAGCCCAGCCAGCAGCAGCAGCAAGAGUCAGGACAAGGCCCUGCUGCCCACAGAGCCUGAAUCCAGGUCUGUGGACUGGCCUACCUUCCUGCGGGAGAAUGUCAUCUACAUCCUGGCUGCUCGCCCAAACAGUGCAGCCAUUCACCUGAAACCCCCUGGAUAGCAUGGAGCAGAGAAAUUCAAUUCAGGGACAGUGGCUUUCUCUCCUUUUCCUCUCUCUCUUUCCCCCACCAGCCUGUGGUAGAGACUCACGAGGAUGGGGCGCUGCCGGCAUCUCAGUUUGUCACCGAGCUUUAUGGCACUGAAACACCAUUCACCUCACGACAGAGGCAGUAAAUGCAUCACCACAGGGAGAAGCCCUGGGAGCUGUGGCAGCACCCAGUCCUGAAAACACACCCCCCCCCCACCUUCACAUGGUACACUGGACCUGCCACGGCACAUGGGUGUGCGUGCACACACACUCGUACACCCCUAGCUGUCCACCCCUUCAGAGACCUGGUUCUUCUGGUUAAAAAAUGUCCAAAGUUCCUUUGAGAACACACUGGUAGAGACGAGGGGGUCCUGACUCGCCCUAUUCUAUUGGCCAGUUCCAACUCCAUUACAUGAGACCCUGACCAAGUGAUUCCUAAUAAGGGGCAUAUCAGAUUCACAUGCUCUCCUGGAAAUAGAGGUUCCAUGUUCCCCCAUUGAAAAUCCCUUCUGCGGUGAGCCACUGUUCUGGUAGGUGUGUAUUAUAUCCCUCGGAUGUGCUGGGGUGGGAAAAUGGUUAAAAACCACCACUGCACUUCAGCCCUUUAUUUAUUUAAAUUUCAAUUCCUGGCAACAGAGAAGGUAACUAGUCUGUGGAAUCCUAAUUACAAAAGGGGGAGGUAGCCCCUGCCAGGGACCCAGAAGUCUAGAACCUCUGAGCCGGGACAUUCAAGUCAAAAAGUCUUUAGAAGAACAAUCAAAACCCAAAGUGAGCCAUCCUGGCCCCUGUUUUUCAGAUGUGAACUCACGGCCCACAGUCCAAGGGGUCUAAAUGGAACCAGUCUGAUGGCAGGAGUUACAGCCCUGCGUGUUAGAUGCUUCACCCAAGUCAGCUACCACGGAGCCCUACAGCCUGGGCUCCAAACAGGACCAGGUCUGGGUGGAAGAGAACAGGAGAAGGCCCAUCUUUUCCAUCCUCCCAGUUCGGCUCAACUGUAGACCUAGAAAAGUGUGCCACUGUGCAGAGAACAGAGCCAGCCUCUGCCGUAGCUCCACAGAGGCCCUGAGCAGGGACUCCUUUCAACUACCCUGAAAAUGAGGAUAAGAGGCAGAAGCUGAGAAGAGAAUUGGCUUCUCAGGUCUGUUAAGCAGAUAAAGUCCCAGCAAAGCCUCACAGAAGCCAUCAGUUUUCCCUUCUCCCCAUCACUGAAAUAAGGCCUCGGUUGCUACUUCUCCCCCUGUUAACUACAUGUUCUUCCCCACCAGGCUAAGGCCUGGGCCUAGAAUGGGAGGACUUUGGGGACAAGCGGAGGCUGCCACAAGGCCACCACACCUGGCCUUUAAGUCCCAUCUGUCCUCCUAAGUUCUCAUCAAGUUCUCAAGUCAGUGCAUGUUGUGGAUCAGCCCCUGGGUUGAGGUUUCUGUUCCCAACCUAAUAGCAGGUUUAGCCGGAUCUGACUACCAAGAGUUAUUUGAGAUGGUUCAGUCUCAGUUUGAGUUAGUUCAGUCAUACAGAAGCUAACAUACCCCAUUGUCGAAGUAACUUGUACUAAAUAGGAUAUUUACAGAAGCAGCAGCAUCCAGCUCAGUGUUGAGAUGCUCAGAAGAGGAGGGAGCUGCAACCAGGAGUGUGGUGUAUGGCCUCCUCCUGCCAAAACUGCUUGAACUGGAAGCAGUGGAAAGCUUCUGGAGUUGGAUUACUUAGGACUGAAAUGAAGCAGACAGAAGAUGGAUCUCGGUUCAUGUAUAUGACCCCGAGCAUUUCAAAACACAGCUUUUGGUAAAUAUUCCUUACCCAUACUCAGGACUGAUCAGUGAGAGGGGUUGUUGUUCAGUCCAGCCCAAAAAAAGCGAGGAAGCACAUGACUCAGGUACAAGGACUGCAUCUGAAGCAGCCUGGCCUGAGAUUAAAGCACAUUAAGCAUAGGGCCUCUUGCUCACUCUCCUGGCAAAUCACUUUUUGCAUCAAUGGCCUUGAGCUGUUUGACCUUAUGAACAGAUCAUUUUGAGUAAAGACAAGCUCUGGACGUUUAGGGCUGAACAGCUUUUUUCUCCUGCCUCAUCAUCAGUCACAGGGACUGGGAGUCCACCUUCUCAUUUCCUGUCCUUCACAGAUCAAGGAGAUGCCUACCUCUCUGGAGCUGCAGCUUCUAGCUUUCUGUGGGUGAGUGGUGAAAGACCAUACGCCAGAUCAAGCUAGCGGAUCCCAGGGCCUGACAAAGCAGGCCCAAGUUCUUCCACAAGAUCAGGCCCAUUUGAGGUCACCUCUGCCUAUUCCAGGACACCAAGCUUCCCUGGUAGGGGUAUGCUGCAGAGGGUCCAGAGGACACUGCUCCCCACCCACAAAGGAUAGAGUCCCCAGUCCAAGAGAGUCCUAGGAAGCAGAAAAAAACCAGCUUCUCCAUAGGCAUCUAACUUUUUACCACAGGAGAGGUUCAAUAGCUCCCCCAGUUCAGAGUGCAGAAGACGCACCCCAACCCCCUGUCCGGGAUCUCCCUUUGCAGUGUUCUAAGCCAUGGAGACCUUUAGCAGCAUGUAAGGAGAUGUUCAAACUUUCAUAAACCUAGUGGACUCAACUCUCCUCCUUUUCAUACCCUUCCACCACUAUGAGUGUCUGAAAUUCUGCCAAGCACAGAAAUUAGUGUCUGACUUUAAUAAGGGUAGGAGAAAAUGUUUGUCUUUUCUUCUUAAGAUCAGUGCUUUUCCCAGGUACCACCCACCCCAUCCCUCAACCAAGAAAGGCCGGGGUUAUAAAUACACUCCUCUGAAGACCAUCUGCCCUAGGCCUGUGUUUCACCCAGCAGUCCUCUUCCCCACUUUCAUAUUUAAAGACGGGUAACUCAGUGAAGCCGCAGCAACAGAGCGUCGGCUGAGGCAGUAGCUAUGGCCUCAUAACCUCUCCAGGUGUGCUCCAUAGCUUCCUCUCCUAAGACCAGCCCUCCCCAACAGAUGCAGGCUCUGCAGUUUUGAGCAAUGACCCCUUUGGAUCCCAGGGAUGGAGGUGUUUGCUUACUCCUAGGUACUGACUCCCUUCCAAGUGCUCUUCCUUUGAGGUCAGCCAAAGCCAUGAGCACAUCGCCUCUUCUUGCCUUCAGCUCAAAUGGGGCUGCAGGGUUGACACUGGCCUUUCUAGCCCUGGUGCUCCCUGAGGGGUGUCACCCUGGCCUUGUUUCAGUGGCCAAAUCUGGGGAUUCCCCCGUUCCUACCACCAACAUGGGAAGCACAGAAUCAAACUGCCUGGGAAGAGGGCACCUCACUACGGGGUAAGCCCAGGAUGAUGCCUAGGCCUCUCAGCCCAAAGCAUAACCUCAACAAUUGCAGAUCUUGGCUUUAAUAAGAGUAGUGCCAGGAAGGCCUAAAGCCAAGAGGAAAGCUUAGCAGGAGCUGUCUGGCGGGGCCUCAGGCUAGCCAUGACCACCCCAGAGCCGAGAGUAACCUCCAGGUAGGACUAUAAACAGGUUCUACUGACCUGCAAGCAUGUCCCGUUCCAACCAGCAGAGUAAAAGGAUGUAUACUUGUCACUCAAAGGCAGAACAACCUUGAUGCCAGAAUUUCAGGACAUCCUGGCAGCACCUAUAACCAUAACCCCUUUAUACCCCUCUAUUACAGUGGAAUAAAAUUACUACUCCAUGCCGCGGAGUUUGAAUUGGCCCAAGAUCUCUCUGGGUCCCUGCUUAUAGCCCAGACAACAGAGAUCUUGCUGAGUGGGGGAUAUCAAUGCACUGUGCCUGUUCCCGACAGCCCUGGAGUGGGGUAGGACUGGGCACUUUCCCCGUUGUUGCUUUCCGGCUACCACUGCUUUUGGCAACCUUGGGGGUAAAAAAACAGGUUAGAAAAUUUCCAUUAGACUCAACUAGCACUAAGGAAAAUCUUCUCUGGGCCACAUACCCUGAUAGCCAGAUCAUAGAGAGGGUGUCGGGUCUGGUCUAGGCCAGUGACUGAGAACCCAAGUUGCAAUGUGUCUACAAUGGGUUGGUGUGACCACAGCUGUGAACAAAGUGUAAGUAGCAAGGCCUUUCCAUAUCUGUGGUGAAACACAGGACUUCAUGCUUAGCCUCCUGCAAGAGAUGGCCUAUGCUCUGUCUCCCAGCCACACUCAGGCUUGUGAGGGGGUUCUGAGAGCACUCAACAACGAUGGAGGAUCCAAUGCCCUGUGGUCCCUCAUGCCUUUCCUAUGUGCUUUCCCGAGGAAGGUAACUUGGCAGUAAGCUGAGGGGGACACGUCCAAGCCCUGUCUUCCCAUCAUUCCAGCUGCAUGCUCUUCCCAUGGUUCAGCCUUCACUCCAGAAGGAGCUGAUGAUCUCCAAGGCUGGGCACAGUGGAAAUCCUAAUAAAGAGAUUGUGAUGCUG
Messenger RNA from Phyllostomus discolor (pale spear-nosed bat), 5851 nucleotides. RefSeq names its product PHD finger protein 24 (gene PHF24). The record is from RefSeq and is a predicted model, not a curated record. NCBI's taxonomy places the organism in Eukaryota, Metazoa, Chordata, Mammalia, Chiroptera, Phyllostomidae.